Strongyloides ratti is the source of this 1686-nucleotide messenger RNA. RefSeq names its product PAN-1 domain and Apple-like domain-containing protein. NCBI's taxonomy places the organism in Eukaryota, Metazoa, Nematoda, Chromadorea, Rhabditida, Strongyloididae. Bases 1 to 1686 code for a protein of 561 amino acids. The record is from RefSeq and is a predicted model, not a curated record. The transcript is spliced from 3 exons.
AUGAUUAAAUAUUUUUAUUUUUUAUUUAUUAUAAUUUUAUUAUUAUUCUAUAAAUGUAAUGCUACAUCAUCUUAUGUUCAAUGUUUUCAACGAAUUGUUAGAAGAUCAAUAGAUAAUUCUCAACCAAUUAUGGAAUUAUUUUAUGUUACACCACAUAAUUGUAUUGACCAAUGUGUUUCAUUAACAGGAAAUAAUUUAGAUGAAAAUUCUGAUUGUAAAUCAAUUGUUUAUAAUCAUUUUCAACAUAGUUGUCGUUUAUAUAAUCAUGAUGGUAAUACACCACCAGCUAUUCUUCAUCCAGCAAAUGGAUAUGAUUAUUUUAGAAGAACAGCUUUUUCAGGACCAUGUACUCCAAUAACAGCUUAUGAAAUAAAUUCACAUGGAAUAUUGAAUAAUGAAAAUUAUAAUUCACGUACUGCUGCUCAAUUUAAUGAAUUUCAAAAAAUGUAUGGGUCACAAAAUAAUAUGCAUAGACCAAAGUUUGGAAAGAAAUUAGAUACUAAUAAUAAGGAACCAUUGACCAUUGUUGCAGCUUCUAGUCCUUUAUUAAAUUCUAAUUCUCCAGUAGAAUUAGAUAAACAAUCAAAGACUGAAGAAAAAACCAAAGUCCAAAAUGAUUUAAUUAAUAAAGAUAUAUAUAAAUCUGUUCAACAAGUAAAAAUAUAUCAUUCUAAUGAACCAAGACAAGAAAGUACUGGUGGUGUUUUUAGAUCAUUAAAUGACGUCAUUUCACCACCAAAUAGUGCAAAAGAUCUUGGAUAUAUUAGUUCUAAUGAAAUAUCUAAAGAAGUUUUAAUGGACAUAACAAAAAAUGAUAGUAGUUCUAGUAGUGUAACUAAAACAAUGAUAAAAAAUAAUGACAUUUUAAAAAUAAAUAAAAAUAGUAAAGAAGUAAAUGAAGUUAUUAAGAAUGAAAUAAAAAAUUGUCCAACAACAAUUGGAUAUUAUGUUGUUAUUGGAAAUCAAAUAAUUCUUCCAAUGCAAUCAAAUUCAAAAGAUGUUGUUUCUUUUCAAGGAAUUGACCAAUCAAAAUGUUCAUCUAUGUGUACAUCUGGUAAAGGUUUAAAUAAUGAAGAAAUACAAUGUAGUUCAAUUAAUUAUUUUCCAAUCUCAAAAACAUGUGAAAUUUACAGUAUUCUUGCUGAACCUCAUGGUACAGGAAGUUUAAUAGAAAAUGAUGAUGUAAUAUAUAGUGAAAAAUUCUGCCUACCAUCAUCAUCAACUGAAUGUCAAGAGGAUGAAAUAUUUAUAUUACAUGUUCAAAAAAAACUGGAUACUAAUAUUAUAAGUAGCACAAGUGCAAAUAGUAUAACAAGUUGUCUUGCAUUAUGUCUUAAUAAAAAAAAUUGUAAAGCAAGUACUUUUGAUUCAAAUAAUAAAUUAUGUAUAUUAUCAUCUACUGAUAUAGGAGAAUAUACAGAUUCAUUAAUUGAUGGAGAACCAGGUACAGUUGUUAUAGAAAAUGGAUGUAAUUUAAGAGCUCGUAGAGCUAAAGUAAAAGGAUCUAAAAUAUUUUCAACAGAAAUUAAUCAAUCACAUGAAAUGCCAUCUUCUAUUCAAACAGAUUUACAAUGGACUAAUUGGUCAGACUGUAGAUAUAAAAUUGCUGGAAGAAAUGUUAGAAUAAGAACAAGGCAUUGUGAUAUUAAUUGUUCUGAUGGUGGACUUCAAUUAGAAAAAUGCUAA